AUGGGACACACUCUGCUUACCUAUUCUGACUACUUCCACCCUGAUGAUGUUGACCGUCUCAGAGAAGCCAUUAAGCCUUUUACCAACCAGACCUCCCCCGGCGUUGUAGAAGCCAUCCUCAGUGCCGUGGAGACACUUAAGAAGAUGAUGGAUGCUCCAAACGGUGACCCGACUGACAUCAUCCUUGGGCGAAAAAUUGAAUAUCUGCAAAGUGGGAACCUCAGCUCAGCUGCAGUCACUGACCUUCAUCUGCUUUCCAUGGACUUUAUGAGGCUCUUCACUCCUGAGGGCCUCCAGAACCUCACUCAGGCUGGACCGGAUGCUGCCCUGGACACCGUUAUCCAGAAGUUAGUGGCAUUCCUACCACCCCAACUCCAACAGAACGCUACGAAAUUUCUCCAAGAUUUCAAAGCACUGCAGCAUAACAUGACCAAAUGUGGCCAGAACUGUUCGGCUGGAAUCUCAGAAAUCUUCAAGUUCCUGGAUCAGAUUUUAGACACAAUGCUCUCAGCAAAUGGCAAUGUCACCAUCAAAAUAGCUUUAACCAAUUCUGUUCGGGAGGUACUUGAGCGUGAACAAAUUGCAUCCUUGGUCUUCUCACUCCUCCUCCCACCAAAUGAAGCCGCCUAUGUGGAAACAUUCAAGCAGACCCUCCAUUUCAUCAGACUGGUCAUGGCUACACCAAAUGUCACGGUAUCCGACAUCCAGAACGCCCUGAGACAGUCAAACCUAACUGUUCAGGAUCUGAAAGACAUCUCUGCGCUCGGUGGGGCUUCCAACAUAAAUGACCUGAUGGUAAAUAUGAUGGAGAUUGUCAACGUUCGCCAGUGUUUUGAACCUCAAAAUGACACGAUGAAGACAUCUCAGUGUGUUCAGGGAUUGAUAAAGGGGGUCAGCGGUUUUCUUGCACAGCUGCCUGCUCUCCGCAAUCACACCGCUACCCUGUCUCUCAUCCCGUUAAUGGUCAAUGAAACCGUCAGUGACAUCAUUCAAGGCAACUUCAGCUCCAGUCCUAACAAAGUUCUCGCAAACGCCUUGAACAGCACGCUGGACAAUAUCAAGAUGAGCCUCCAGCUGAACCACCUGGACACUCCAGAGAUCAUGAAAGAAAUCGCAGUAGUGGAGCGUCUGAUACAACUGAUUUGCAACAUGGACCCAUAUCAGAAUCUCAACUCCACCUUGAUGAUGGACCCUAUGUAUGCCGAGAAAGUGUAUCUAAAGCUUGUGGGAUGGUACUUGAAAAGACUGGAAAAUGUCACCAGCAACAGUUCAGUGUCACAUUUCCUUCAGCCCUUCUUCCACAUGGCACAAAUCGAACUGACCUUACAGCUGGCACAAACAAACUUCUCUGCGUUUGUCACUGACAAGAUUGAGUUCCUGUUGAAAACCCUCAAGUACCCAAUAGAUGGUGCAGGACUGAGCAAAAUUGGCCAGACAACAAUUGAGAUUUUCCGGCGUUAUUGGGACAUAACAAAGCUAAACCUAGUGACUCAGAAUGAGCUUCAAGGUUUUGAAGUGUUCAACACAACUGUUCUGAAUGCCGUUGAGUACCAAAUGAACGUCUAUCUUGACUGCAUACAGACGUGGAUGAAACAGCCCAAUGUCUCAUUGGUCCUUAAUAAUACGCUCCAAUGGGGAAACUCCUCCAUGAUGCCGUCUACCCUUUUGACAGACGUCCAGGGCUUGCUUAAUACGAUGGCUAAUUGUCUCAGUGAAGACGAAGUGGCCUACCUCUCCAAAAUUGGCAAUAUCACCCAGGCCCUGAGCAAAGCCCUGAUGGUUGCAGAACAACCAGGCGGCCUUCAGAGUGAGGACUUCCAAGCUGCCAUGUUGGGAGCGGUCAAAAAAGCUAUGCAGCUCCUAACCAAUGCCACGGCUCCCCUGCCGCAACCGGUGCAGCAGAAUAUCCUGGGAAUUGUGCAAGACUCUCUGACUCUCAUUGUCCAUCAAAACAUGAGUUUUGCCUCAUCACGUAACAUCUCCCUCCUCCUGCUGAAGCGAAUGGAGACGGUCAUCCAACAAAUGGUGCCAGAAACGUUUGCGGACUACCUGCUUUCCGGAGUCAUGGUUGUAACCACAUACUUUGAGAGCAUCUCUGAAGUCAGUGGGUCAGACAGCUGGAACCAAAUAAUUUUGAAUGAGAUGAAGACAGUCCAGAGCCUCCUGCCGCCAAACUCCACAGCUCAGGCCUACGUCUCUGUCCUCAUUAACAUCACUCAUCUCAUCUUGGAGUCUGGCCAAGGCAACAUGAGUCUCUGGGCAAGUUUUGAGAAUGCAACAGUAGAAAAUUUGCCAAAAAUGAUUGGCCAGAUGUGGAACCUCUUCAGCAAGGUUUGGCAGCUUGUCAUGGGAGGCACACCUGCAACCGCUCCAUCUCUGAAGGGUUUUACUCAACUUGUUCCAGUAAUACAGCAGGUGAUGACUGGAAAGGCAGACCAAGACACGUGGGACAAAUUCGAACAGAUGCUGAAAGCUCUAUUGUCAGCCCUCGAAGGAGCACAACCGUUGGACCCAUCUGUUACCCCAGUGCUGGAAAAAGUCAUAGAAAGCUUGGUGAAGAACAUGCGUGCAGAGAACGUGAUGAUUCUAAGCCUUCAGACGCCCGUGGUGACUCUGAUGACAGAAAUGGCACAGUCCAUGAACACCAGUCAUUUCAACCUGUCUGAGGCCUCGGAAAGAAUGCAGGUCGCCAUCGAACGCACAGUACAAGCAGCCCAGCAGGCUAAUGGCACACUGAAGUGCCGUGAAGUUCUCCGAGCAUGGGAGCCGAUGAGAGAGGCGGCGGGGUUAAGCAAUGUGACCAUGGCUAUGUGGUGCAACAUCAGUCUGCAGCCUGUUUUGGAGUCCUAUGCUGCAGCCCAGGCGGUCUACUCCCAGCUGAACACAACUCACAUGGGUGUGGGACCAAUCAGUGUGAGCGCCGCGGCUGCCAGGAUCGUCAAGAGUGUACAGUCUCUCUACGACGUCAGCAUUUACCGCACAGUUGUGGCAGAGAAGUUGGUCAUGACUUUCUUCAAGCAGCUCUCCAUGCUGACAGACUUGCCUCUGAGCCCCGGGGCACAGCAUUACUUGUUCAAGCAGCUCCAGGACAUGCAGGCGCAAAACAGUUUGUCUUCCAUCAAAAUGCUCUCAGACGAGUUGCUUCGUGUGGCCCCCUACCUACAGCCGUACACCGAAGCUAUAAUGAAAGCACUGAGCCACGUCCUGGAAAAUCCCCAGCGCUUUCAGAACAGCAGCUCAUCGGAGAAGCUCUUCGAAGAAGCGGCAAUGAUUUUCCUGACCUCUGCAAACAUCACCUCAUCUGACAUCCCCGCCAUGAUGUGGGGAAAUUUCACCGGACUUAACGAGACAUCUCUUAUCGACACGAUGAAGGAUGCCGUCAAAAUGAUGAUCGACAUGAAGGUGUUGGGGGACGUGCCUAUGGUUUACCAGGCCUUGGAGCAAUUUCUGGCAUUCAAUGACACAAGCUUGAUCGUGCAGAAGGUGGCUGAGAUGUCGGAGUGGUUGGCCUCCACCCAAGCGUCUGGACUGGAUCUGCUGAGUCAGGCUCUGCCCAGAAUACACGACAUCCUCAAGCCUCUCUUGUCCGUCCUGGCCGAGAUGAGUAUGGACAUGGAAGCAAAUGUGGAACUGUUUGAAAACCUGGCUGAGAACGUAAUUGCAAUGCUUCAGCAGUGGGUACGCACUGGUAGUCCUCUGCCCCCCAUGAACAACCGUCCCAGGAUUGGGUCAGAUAUGAUGGGCAACAACCGCAGAGUCAGACAAAGACGCGAAGCCCCUGUGAUGAUGAUGAUGAGGGACCCAAUGGAUGACUUCAUAGAGCUGUUCAACAUCGACUACCCAGCCAUGUUCAGAGCCCUCGCUGUCACUCCUACCACACAAGAGGUUAUGGAGACAGUCCACGUGUUCUUUGCCAACCCCGAUCUGGGUGUUGUGCUGAAGGGAGCUACUCAUGGCAUGCCGUGGGGCUUUAACGCCUCUCGGGAAGAGACUGUUGACACUGCCCUGGGGUUGCUCUCCUCCCUCACUGUCCCUGGCAUGCUUCUAAUGCCACCAACAGAUGUCGCAGCCAAUGUUGCUGAUAUGAUCCCUGAAGGCUUCCCGUUCUCCACUGAGAUUAAAGAUCUCAUCAGAGCGCUGGCCAAUGAAUCUCAAGACAGCCGGAUACUGAUGCAGCAGACCUUCCAAACAGCUGCCGAGCUCCUCAAGAUCAACCUGACAGACCCGCAAUUCACAGAGCAACUGGGCCACCUGAAAUCCCAGGUGUGUGUCUUGGAGAAUAAGGACUCUGCGCGCCUGAUAAUGGAGACCCUCUCGAUCGGGCCUGGCCUGCUCUGCCAAACGCUCUUUCCCCUCCUGGAAGUCUUGGUCGAGAGUCUACAAAUGAACACGAGCGCCAUGUCGGACGCCGUCUUCCAGACCGUCGUCGGAGACCCCAUGAGCUACAACUUCCAUGCAAACUGGAGCUCUGUGAUGAGCAAAGGUCUGGGCUUUAACACCAGCAGCCUGAGGUCUCUCAACAUUAACGCCACCUCCCCAGGAGCCAUGACAGUCGGCGAGAUGCUGAAGAACAAAACAGCCUUUGUAUUGGACGUCGAACGACACAUGAAUUUUGAUCCGGCAGCUCUUCACCUCCUGAUGAACACCACUCUACCGAACAAUAAUGUCGAGAUCCUCUCCUGGUUGGUGAACGUGAGUCACUGCAACACCUCAGCGUCCGCUGAAAAGAAUCAGCCAGAUGAGGUCAUCUUGAAGACCUUCUGCUCCAUGUCUGUGACGCAGUGGUACGAAUUCUCGCUGCUGACGGCGAGGCACGUAAAACUGGAGAAGCUCGUCUACAGAUUCGUGCUGUCUGAAGACAUGCAGAGCGUGGUGGGAGUCAUGGCUAAGAUGGUUCAAUCUCUAACAGACAUGAUGGACAGGAUUCUUCCCGCUUUCAAUCAACUGCAGAGCUACCUGCUCUCCAUCGAGGACCUCAACUUUGCCGCCAGCAAUGAAUUUAAACAGAUGACAAGAGGACAGAGGAGCACCAUCUCUACCCAGGCCACGUUCGUGACCCUCUCCCGAGCGCUGUGCAACAACGGCAUCAUGGCUCUGUUUGGGAUCUCCAAACUCCCGGCCGUGUCCGAGCCAAGCCCCUCCUUCACCGACAACAAGCAGAGGGAGGAGAUGAUCGACAGGUUCAAGAUUCCACGAAAUGCCACUCCCUUCUGUCAGAACAUGUACCUGGACAUGGUCAAUACCACCGGAGGAGCCAUCGCGUGGGCCUUCAUCAAACCAAUGCUCAUGGGAGAGAUCCUGUACACGCCUGACACUCCCACCACCAGGGACAUCAUGGAAAAGGCCAACGCCACCUUGCAGGAGUUUGCAAAUCUGAGGAAAUAUUCCGAGGAAUGGAUCAAAUCCUCCAGCUACAUCAUGGAUUCUGCCAAAAUCCUCAGCCACACUCUGCCAAUGCUGCAGAAUUCCCUCGGCAAUUCCUUUGUGAAGAAUUUCAUUGAGAUGCAGACAGACAUCAAUGUCGGCAGAAUGAAGGAGACGCUCAGCAACUUCUCUAACAUGACGCUGAUGCUGGAGCAGAACAAACACAUCCUGAAGCAGAUCACCACCUUGUCCACCUUGAUGGUGAGCCUCUCCUCCUGCGUCAAGUUCGACCGCUACCGUGGCUUCGACUCUGAAGACCAGCUCAACUCAGAAGCUCAGGAGCUCGCCAAAAACCGCAACCUCUACGCAAGUGUCAUCUUCAAGCUUCCCAAAGAUGAGGAUUCAUCCAGGAAGGCCAGAUCCACGUCCUCCCUGCCUCCCAGAGUCAAGUACACCAUCCGCAUGCACAUGGACAAUGUCAUGCGUACCGACAGAGUCCGGGACCCCUACUUUGUGAAGGACACGCACAUGCAGGGCAGCACCAAGAUGCGCUACAACCGUGGAUUCGUCUACCUGCAGGAGAACAUUGAUCGGGCUAUCAUUGAGAGCCAGACUGGGCGGAGAGUCACAGACACAGCCGUGCAGAUACAACCCUUCCCCUAUCCAUGCUUUCUUCGAGAUGAGUACCUGGAGGCCAUCUCUUUUGUCUUCCCGCUCAUGCUGAUGAUCGCCUGGGUGCUGUUCGUGGCCCAAUUUGUGAAGAAACUGGUGCACGAGCGAGAGCUGAGACUGCAUGAGUACAUGAAAAUGAUGGGGGUCAACCCGCUCAGCCACUUCUUCGCCUGGUUCCUGGAAUGUGCCGCCUACCUGGUGCUGACCAUCGUCAUCCUCACGCUGGUGCUGAAGUACGGCAACAUCCUGAGCAACAGCGACGGUUUCCUCAUCUUCCUCUACCUCUGCGACUACGGUUUGAGCAUCCUGGCCUUCAGCUACCUGGUCAGCUCCUUCUUUGACCAAACCUACAUCGCCGGCCUGAGCGGCAGCCUCCUGUACAUCCUCUGCUUCUUCCCCUUCAUCAUAGUCAUGUCCAUGGAGACUAAUCUCACCUUUUCCCAGAAGAGCCUUCUGAGUUUGUUCUCCCCGACCUGCUUCAGUUACGCCAGUCAAUAUGCCUCUCGCUACGAGGCCCAAGGAGAAGGAAUUCAGUGGAGCAACUCGUACACCUCGCCCAUUGCCGGAGACACGGCCUCGUUCGGCUGGCUGUGCUGGCUGAUGCUCAUCGACUCCAUCCUCUACUUCAUCGUCGGGGCUUACAUCCGCAUGGUCUUUCCAGGAAAAUACGGCAUCCCCGCCCCGUGGUACUUCCCCUUCAAACUCUCCUUCUGGGCCGACCUGUGCUCCUGCAGGAAGUCAAAGAGCAGGAUGAGCACAGGGCUCCUCUUCACCAACAUCAUGCAGAACAAUCAGCCCGUCUUCUCCGACGACAAGGGAAAAGGCACCAGCAAUCUUUCCUCCACGGCCGGCGAGAAUUUCUCAGAGCUCCCAGUGGGCGUCGCCCUCCACGGCCUCAGCAAGAUCUACGGCGACAAAGCGGCCAUUGAAAACCUUAAUGUUUCCUUCUAUGAGGGCCAUGUCACCUCGCUGCUCGGUCACAACGGAGCCGGCAAGACCACCACGAUGUCGCUCCUGACAGGCCUUUUUGCCCCGACUUCGGGCACCAUUGAGGUCUACGGCAGAGACAUGCAGGCAGACAUCGACGCUGUCCGCCAAGACCUGGGCGUCUGCAUGCAGUACGACGUCCUCUUUGAGCACAUGACCUCCGAGGAGCACCUGCUGCUGUACGGCCAGAUCAAGGCGCCGCACUGGUCCAACACAGAGCUGCGCCAACAAGUCCGCACGAUUCUGGAGGAGACAGGCAUGUACGCUCACAGACACAAGCGGGUGGGCACCCUGUCAGGCGGCAUGAAGCGCAAGCUGUCAAUCUCCAUCGCCUUCAUAGGGGGCUCUCGCUUGGUGGUUCUGGAUGAACCCACCACAGGAGUCGAUCCCUGCUCCAGGCGCAGCAUCUGGGACAUUGUUCUCCAGCACAAGAAACAGCGCACCAUCAUCAUGUCCACCCACCACCUGGAUGAGGCUGAAGUGCUGAGCGACCGCAUCGCCUUCCUGGAAAGAGGAGGAUUAAAAUGCUGCGGAUCCCCCUUCUACCUGAAAGACAAGCUGGGUCAGGGCUACAAACUCACCCUCACCAAGAAGAUUCAAAACUCAGAAUCCGAGAAGAUUGACAACGCUGAACUGAAGGCCUUCAUCCAAACCCAUGUACCUGAAGCACGGCUAAAAGAGGCCCAAGGGGGCGACUUGGUCUACUCACUGCCCCCCUUCACCUCAUCCAACGCCUCCUCAUACCGCUCCCUCCUGACCGCGCUGGACUCCAACCUGGACGCCCUACAGCUGGGGGGCUAUGGCAUCUCUGACACCACGCUAGAGGAGGUGUUCCUCCAGUUGACUCAUGGAAACACAGGAGCUGAGGACGGCCUCCUGUCUAUCUCAGAGACGGUCUCUGACACGGCGUCCCUCGACAGCUUCCAUUCAGACCACAGCGACAGCGGCUCCGGCUUCGGUGACAAGAUCGAGCUCACCAGUCCGUCCACGGUGCAGGGCAUGGCCCUGGCCUGGCAGCAGGUGUCGGCCAUACUCGUCAAGAGGUUCCACCACAGCCGCAGAGACUGGAAGGGCUUGAUGUCCCAGAUCCUGCUUCCUGUCCUGUUUGUGAUCUUUGCCAUGGGCCUGGGUUCGAUCAAGAGCGACCUGCGUCACUAUCCGGAGAUGGAGCUCAGCCCCGCGCUCUACAACGUUGGGCCAAGCUACUCUUUCUUCAGCAACCAAAACCCCCGCUCCAGCCAUCUGGCGGACACCAUGAUGUCAUUCCCAGGGAUCGAUAACGCCUGCCUCGACAAGUCUGAUAACCUGGUCUGCACAAGAAACACAAACAGCUGGAGCUCCAGAGGGAACAGCUCCAGCACAUUUAACGUCUGUAAAUGCACCGAAAAGGAACAGGUUUGCGACGUGAACAAGCACCAGCCCCCCCACAGACGGAUCCCCUCGUCUCAGACUGUUUACAAUCUGAGCGGCGUCAACGUGGAGAACUACCUGGUGGCCACCGCCAACGACUUCAUCAGGAACAGGUAUGGCGGCUUUGCGUUCGGCAUGCCGCUCCCACCCGACUUGCAAAUGGACAUCACAGCCGUGCCCAACAACCGAACGCUGUCUAAGGUCUGGUUCAAUCCUGAAGGCUAUCACACAAUGCCAGCAUACUUAAACAGCCUCAGCAACCUCAUCCUACGCUCCAAUCUUCCGGCAGACAAGGAGCCGCAGAAAUAUGCUAUUUCAGUUUCCAGCCACCCCUACUUUGGUCGGGCGGAUGAUGAAGAUGCAAUCGUCCAGGGAAUGCUCCAGAUCAUCGUGGCCAUGUGCGUGCUGACCGGUUAUUCCAUCACAACAGCCAGCUUCGCCAUCUACGAAGUUCAAGAGCACCACAGCGGGUCCAAGAGGCUCCAGCACAUCGCAGGCAUCAGCGAGCCUUUCUACUGGGCUGUGAACUUCUUCUAUGACAUGGUCGUCUAUUUGAUCCCAGUGACGCUGACCGUUGGCGUGAUCGCUGCCUUCCAGAUUCCAGCAUUUACAGAUCGACAGAAUUUGGGCGCCAUCACCCUCCUGCUGCUGAUGUUUGGGUUUGCUACCUUCCCCUGGAUGUACCUCUUAGCGGGCGUCUUCAAAGAUGCAGAGAUGGCCUUCCUCACCUACGUGUGCAUCAACCUCUUCAUCACCAUCAACACCAUCAUGUCCACCUCCAUCCUCUACUUCAUGGGUCAAAUCUCCAAUCACAACCCGGAGAUCAUCCAAGACAUCUACCAUUCGCUGAACCACAUCUUCCUCAUCUUCCCGCAAUUCAACUUCGGGAACGGGUUGCUGCAGCUGGCCAGAAUGAACGUGGAGGUCCAGAUCCUCAGCGGCUACGGAGUCGACGCCUACCGGGACCCGUUUUCCAUGGAUGUCGUGGGCCGGAUGCUCCUCUCUUCCUUCAUCCAAGGCGUGGUCUUCUUGACCCUGCGCCUCCUGCUCAACAAGUUUAUCAUGCGCGGCGUGAGGCGUCUGUUCUGCCGACCAAAAGCCAUGCCCCAUGUAGCCUGCAAUGACGAGGACGAGGACGUGGUGGCCGAGCACCUUCGGGUGUCCAGCGGAGCGGCCAACUCGGACAUCCUGCAAGUCAACCAGCUCACUAAGGUGUAUCAACGCUUCAAGAGGAAGGUCCCCGCUGUGAAGAGGCUGUCUGUGGGCAUCCCAGCAGGAGAGUGCUUCGGCCUGCUGGGAGAGAACGGAGCAGGAAAAACCACCACCUUCAAGAUGUUGACUGGAGAUGUUAGUCCUACUGAUGGCACCGCACAAAUCAGGGACAGGGAUGGGCGCUUGGUAGACAUCAUGGAAUGCCGUAACAAGGGAAUCAACAUCGGCUACUGUCCCCAAGUGGAUGCGCUGGACAGCCUGCUCACUGGGGAAGAGCAUUUGUACUUCUACGCUCGCAUUCGUGGCAUCUCAAAGAGGCAGAUAGACGGGCUGGUGAACUACCUACUGAAGAGGCUGGAGCUGAACUACCACAGAAAGAUCAUUACCGACAGUUACAGUUGCGGCACUCGCAGGAAGCUCUCCACAGCGCUGGCUCUCAUUGGUCAUCCGCAAAUCCUGCUCCUGGAUGAGCCCAGCUCUGGCAUGGACCCCCGCACCAAACGUCACCUGUGGAAAAUCAUCUCUGAAGAAGUGAAAGGAAAAUGUGCCGUGGUCCUCACCUCGCACAGCAUGGAAGAGUGUGAGGCGCUGUGCAGCCGUCUUGCCAUCAUGGUGAAAGGUCAGUUCCGAUGCCUGGGCUCCCUGCAGCACAUUAAGAACAGGUUCGGCAGCGGGUUCACAGUGAAGAUGUACUUGGCCGAGGCCUCCUGUGAUGCCGAGGCAAUCACGGGCUUCAUGCAGCGCAAGUUCCCCAGCACCUAUCUCAAGGACCAGCACUCCUCCAUGGUGGAGUACCACGUACCAUUCGCUCCUGGAGGGGUAGCUGACAUCUUCGACCAGCUGGAGUCCAACAAGAUUGCUCUGCAGAUCAAACACUUCUCUGUCAGCCAGACCACACUGGAUGAAGUGUUCAUCAAUUUUGCCAUGGGGAAGAUCGGCAUGGACACCAUACCAGUGGACGACGAAGACGAUGGCCUCGACUCCAUUAAGGCUGUACAAACAUAGAAAGCUGCCGUCUUCUCUUUGCCACUUUGUCCACUGUGAGGUGAAACACAGUGUCUGCUGAAAGUAAAUCCGACCUUAAAAUAUAUGUUUAAAAAAAUAGGAUUUUAAACCAUUUAUGUUGUAAAAAUACUGAUUGUUUCUUGAAUGUCUCGACUCAUCACAUGAAGGGUAAAUUACAUUUCUAUAUUUACCAAAUCAAACUGUUAAUGACAAGCAAGCAGAAGAGCACAUGCACAUUUGCAUACAUGCACAGGUGCAGUUAAAUAAGUUAACUGCCAAAAACAACGAAUUAGUCUCAUGUUUAUUUACUGUUUCUCCUUUCUUACAGAUCGCAUCACUGUUCUUGUAUGUUUACCUUUAUUUCUCCAAAUCUAAUUAUUUAUGAAGGUUAAACUUAAUUGUGUUCUCUAAUAUUUUCUCUCUGUGGCUGCAGUGCUGUUCAUCACUAGAAUAUUUUACCACAGCAAAUAAAAAAGCAAAACAAAAUGUUUCAUUCGAUUGAGAAUUACUUUCAUUUGAGCUUAAUGCUGGCAAACCGCGAUGUUACAUCAUCUUCAGGCACCCACUCAACAAAUAUAUAACUUGUGUGAAGAAGUACAUUUUUUAAUCUGAGGUAAUUAGGCCCACUAGAUGAAAUUUGACAAAAGAAAUAUUCACUCAGAACUCAAUGUGCACUUUUCCCCUUCUCAUUAACACUACCUCUAAGGGCAUAGCUAACUUUUGGAAUGAAUAUACUGAAUAUUUAAUGGACUUUCCUGCUUAUUGGCCAGCUUCACAUGGUCUUGAAUGUAUCGAGCCUAUUUUUAUAAUUGUAAUAAAGCUAUUUUUCAAGUGCAA
Messenger RNA from Stegastes partitus (bicolor damselfish), 11487 nucleotides. RefSeq names its product ATP-binding cassette, sub-family A (ABC1), member 12 (gene abca12). Gene Ontology annotation, biological process: transmembrane transport; lipid transport. Gene Ontology annotation, molecular function: apolipoprotein A-I receptor binding; lipid carrier activity; ABC-type transporter activity. Gene Ontology annotation, cellular component: intracellular membrane-bounded organelle; membrane. Lineage: Eukaryota; Metazoa; Chordata; Actinopteri; Pomacentridae. The coding region runs from base 1 to 10650 and encodes 3549 amino acids. The transcript is spliced from 54 exons. The record is from RefSeq and is a predicted model, not a curated record.